Messenger RNA from Haemonchus placei, 1671 nucleotides. Lineage: Eukaryota; Metazoa; Nematoda; Chromadorea; Rhabditida; Trichostrongylidae. The record is from the annotation of a GenBank genome assembly.
AUGUUCUUUGUUAAGCAUGCGCCAUCCAUCACUGCUCCAUCAGUUACGCAAUUCAAGCCACCCACGCCUGCCAGACUACCCAAGUCCCAUGUUCAUGUCACCUUCAGUGUGUCAAGGAAUGACAGGAUCAAAAUACGUUUUUCUCCUUACCACGGUGCUGUUACCGAAGCAAUCAAAACAAUGCGAUCACGUACUUAUGAUGCAAACGAUCGCACAUGGAGCAUAUCUCUUUCCGACUUGAAGGCUUGCGAAAAAACACUCAAAAACCUAACGGAGGUGGACGUUUCAAUAGAGUCGGUUCCCGAUAACGUGAUUAAGCUACUCACAGACGACUCAUCUUUAAAACAUCCCGUGCCUUCCGAUUUGUCUUUGAUUAUGGAUCCAGCCCUGAUUGAAUGCUUGUUUCCUUUCCAGAAAAGAGUUGUGUUUGCUUUUUGUGAAAUAUACUGUGGGCGUCUUCUAUUAGCCGACGAAAUGGGUUUAGGAAAAUCGGUUCAAGCGCUCACAUUGGCACGAUAUUACAAAUCAGAAUGGCCUCUGUUGAUCAUUUGUCCUUCCUCUGUUAAAACCGCAUGGAAAACGCAAAUCAAUAAGUUCUUACCUGCGAUUCAAAAAAUUUUUCUUAUGGAAAAAGGUUCCGAUCCUCUUCCAACGGCAAGGACGUCAAAUACGAAUUAUUCAAUAAUUUCAUCAUCGUGUGCAAAUGAAUUUACCCUUCUUAUGACUGAUUUUCAGGAUGAAUCUCAUCUAUUGAAAGAUACGAAAGCCAAACGAACCCAGGUGGCACACGCUUUAGCGAAGCGUGCAACACGGGUAAUUCUCCUUUCGGGUACUCCUGCCCUGUCUCGUCCAGCUGAAUUGUUUUCUCAAGUAAGACUUGUGAACGAUCGACUCUUUCCAAAUUUUCAACAAUUUGCUAUUCGGUACUGCGAUGGAAAGCAAGGACGCUUUUGUUUUGAGGCGAAAGGUUGUACCAAUAGUGAGGAACUAAGCGCGAUUCUUUCUAAACGAGUGAUGAUUCGUCGCCUUAAGAAAGAUGUACUCACUGAUUUGCCUGAUAAGCGUAGAGAGGUUGUAUACUUAUCGGGUGACAAGAUUGACACUUGUAUGGAUAGCCUGAAAAAAGCGAAAAUGGCAGAUGGGCGAAAUGGUAGAGGUUGUGACGAUUCCUUACUGGAGUAUUACAGCCUCACUGGUAUAGUGAAGGCAUCCGCUGUGUGCUCGCACAUCCUUGAUAACUAUUUUUAUCCGGAUGCGCCAAAGAGGAAAGUGCUUAUUUUCGCUCACCAUCAAAUUGUCUUGGACACAGUCCAAGUCGAGGUCCAAAAAAGGAACCUGAAAUCGAUUCGAAUAGAUGGACAGACGUCAUCGAAAGAUCGUGGAGUUUUGUGCCACGAUUUUCAGGAAGAUCCUGAUGUGCAAGUCGCUAUCCUGUCCAUGACUGCAGCUGGCGUUGGAAUAACACUUACGGCGGCAUCCGUUGUUAUAUUUGCCGAACUGCAUUGGAAUCCUACAACACUGCAGCAGGCAGAGGAUCGUGCUCACCGCGUGGGGCAGAAAGACAGUGUUUUCGUACAGUAUUUGGUUGCAAGGAAUACCGCUGAUGAUGUUAUUUGGCCCCUUAUUCAGCACAAACUCGACGAUCUCGGCAAGGUAGGUGUAUUGUAUUAA